Molecule: messenger RNA, 2429 nt
Organism: Sipha flava (yellow sugarcane aphid)
Lineage: Eukaryota; Metazoa; Arthropoda; Insecta; Hemiptera; Aphididae
Gene: Alas
Product: 5-aminolevulinate synthase, erythroid-specific, mitochondrial
Exons: 9
Coding region: 445-2052 (535 amino acids)
Biological process (GO): heme biosynthetic process; hemoglobin biosynthetic process; erythrocyte development
Cellular component (GO): mitochondrion
Molecular function (GO): pyridoxal phosphate binding; 5-aminolevulinate synthase activity
Source: RefSeq, a predicted model, not a curated record
GACACGUAUUUCUCGGGCGUUCGACGGCGGCCGCGCGCGAGUCGACGACGCGCCGAAUCGCGCGAAUUCGCCGUCCCGAACGUCGACCCGUCACUCGCACGACGCUGCCCGCGACCAUAGCACCGACACUGGACGCCGCACGGACGGACCGACGAACGACGCGCUGACGAACGUUUGACGCGAGAGAAACUCUCCGCACUCUGACGUCAGAGUUACCCGUUUGUCGUUCGGUUUUCGUCACCAGACUAUUCCUUUUCACAGCACAACUUCGUCUCCGCGCGUUCCCCUCCCCCACCGACCGACGGUUUCACUUCGCGUUACACGCCACCGUCGCCCAGUUCGUCAACCAUCGUCCGUCGGACACGUACGCUCUCGCCCGAAGACCGAAGUCCUGAACGCGUACCCGCGUCCGCUCGCAGACCAGUCGAACACGCGCACAGAACCAUGGCGUGCCCAUUCAUGUCAAAACUGCCUUCUACUUAUAUCAAAAACUAUGUUUCUGGUUUACUUAAAACAUAUGGUCACUCAUGUCCAGUUAUGUCUAGAUUCAUAAAUGGUGGAUCAUGUACAAGUUUAAUUAAUGAUAAAACUGAUAGCAAGAAAAAAUGUCCAUUCCUAGAAGAUAAAAAUACUGCUAAAGUAGUCAAAGAAGUCAGUAAGGAAAUUCAAGAAGAUAUUAUUGAACCAAAAUAUGACGCAGAAAUUAAUUACAAUUAUGAAAAAUUUUUCCAUGAGCAAAUAAUGCGUAAAAAAGUGGACCAUUCUUACAGGGUUUUCAAAAAAGUAAAUAGACUGGCUCUGGAUUUUCCAUAUGCUUUAGAAUAUACAGGAAAUGAAAAACCGGUUACGGUUUGGUGUUCAAAUGAUUAUCUUGGUAUGUCUUGUCAUCAUGUUGUAAAGAGUGCUGUUCAGCAAACCUUAGACAAAUUUGGGUCUGGUGCAGGAGGUACUCGUAAUAUUUCUGGAAAUUCCAUGUUUCAUGAAAAUUUGGAAAAAGAUUUAGCUGCGCUCCACAAGAAAGAAGCUGCCUUAUUGUUUACAUCAUGUUUUGUUGCAAAUGACUCUACAUUAUUUACUUUGGGAAAAAUGAUACCAGGAGUACAUAUAUUUUCGGAUUCUGGUAAUCAUGCUUCGAUGAUACAAGGCAUUCGAAAUUGUGGAGCUCCCAAGCAUAUAUUCCGACACAAUGACCCAAAACAUUUAGAAGAACUUUUGAUAUCUGUCGAUCCAUCUGUACCUAAAAUAGUUGCAUUUGAAACAGUUCACUCGAUGACUGGUGCAAUUUGUCCUCUUGAAGAGCUAUGCGAGAUAUCUCAUAAGUAUGGAGCGUUGACUUUUGUAGAUGAAGUUCAUGCUGUAGGUUUAUACGGUGAUCACGGAGCUGGUAUUGGUGAAUUACGUGGUCUAAUGCAUAAAAUGGACAUUAUAUCUGGAACAUUAGGUAAAGCUUAUGGCAAUGUAGGUGGAUAUGUAGCCGGUUCAAGCAAUUUAAUCGACAUGAUCCGUAGUUAUGCAGCAGGUUUCAUAUUUACCACAUCAUUACCACCUAUGGUCUUAGCUGGUGCUCGAGCAGCUGUUGGUGUACUUGCCUCAGCUGAAGGUCGGUUACUAAGAACAAAACAUCAAAAGAACGUUCAAUAUCUCCGACAAAAAUUAUAUGAUGCUGGUUUACCAGUAGAAUCAACUCCAUCACACAUCAUACCCAUUAAGAUUGGUAACGCUAAUUUGUGUUCAAAAAUAUCAGAUCUACUACUUCAAGAAAAAGGACAUUAUGUUCAAGCCAUUAACUAUCCCACUGUACCUAUUGGUCAAGAAAAGUUGAGAUUGGCACCAACACCGCACCAUACUGCUGAAAUGGUUGAUAAACUUGUUAAUGAUAUGCUUGAUGUUUGGGUUAAACUUGGCAUUCCAAUCAAAACUGCUCAUUGCAGCAUGUGCAAGGGAAAACCUCUGUGCGAUAGAAUCAACAGUAGCAUUCAAAACAACUGUAGGAUUACCAUCGAGUCAUGCCUAGUUCCCAACUGUUAUCAAUUAAUUAAUGCAUCUGCUUAAAAUCAGUUUUCAUGUUUAACUUAACUCAUUAAUUUUGUUGAACAAGUUCAAUUGUUUAAACUAUUAUUUUGGUUUUUAAUCUUUGGUUAUGGGUAAACAGUCUUACUAUUCUCAACUUGACUUAUAUUCCAAUUUACACACGGAGCCAGAGGAUUGUCAACUUUACAAUAUUCUGAAACUUAUCUUUUAUUACGUAAUACAUUCUUAAUGGUUGCCAUAUAAAUAUCUAAUGGGUUGUUAUAUUGCAAUAACUUGUUGAAUUUUAUUUUUAUUGUACUACUUUUUUCUUUUCUUUUUGUAUAGUAUUAUCUACAAAGACUUAUGUGAAUUCUUGUUGUUUAGUGUUUUAUUGACAUUAUUUGAUUUUAUAACAUUUA